GCACGGGGGCUGCGUACGGACGACGGAUAUAGAUCGGUUCUGCAGCCUACAGAGCGCCCUCCCGCAGUCAUUUGUCGGUUCUGCUAGAGCCAGCUACCGCUUGGCUGCAACCGUAGCAAACCGAAGUGGAGAGAAAGGCGCUGCUGCUGCUGGUGGGCUGUGACUGGAGAGCGGGAAGUGAGCUCAGGCGCAGAGGAAAUCCCGCCCGCGCCCGGCCUGUGUGUUGUGCUCACCGUCUCCGCUCCGUGUUGGCGAAGGGGAGAGCGAGCUUGGAAAGGGGCUCCUUGGCGCUUCACCGGGGCGGUGGCGGAGGGGGCCAGCUGAGUCUGUGACUGGGAGACAUGUCGGACCAGGAAGCCAAACCUUCAACAGAGGACUUAGGAGAUAAGAAAGAAGGAGAAUACAUUAAACUCAAGGUCAUUGGGCAGGACAGCAGUGAAAUCCACUUCAAGGUGAAAAUGACAACGCAUCUAAAAAAACUGAAAGAAUCGUACUGUCAGAGACAGGGAGUUCCAAUGAAUUCACUCAGGUUCCUCUUUGAGGGUCAGAGAAUUACUGAUAAUCAUACUCCAAAAGAGCUUGGGAUGGAAGAGGAAGACGUGAUUGAAGUUUAUCAGGAACAGACAGGAGGCCAUUCAUCAGUUUAGAUUGUUUGCUUCCCCCACCUUUCCCUUUUAUCCUUUUUUAUUUUUAAAUGAUAGUUCUUUUGUAAUGUGGUAUAUAACACUGAAUUGAAACUGGCCCCCUGCAACCGUGUCUGGGGUAUUAUUUCCAAAUGUCUGUUCUGAAUUCUUGUGCUCAUUAUACACUGUCAUUUGUUUUCAUUGUGCCGAACUCUUGUGAUGCCACCACAGUUGUACUUCCCUAUAUUUCCUGUUUCCUCUUUAGAAAUACACCCACCCACACAUGCAUUUGUGUGUUCACAAGGCUCAUGUAUUUCAAGCACGUUAACAGAUCUACCAGAGGGGCAAAAGUUCAUAACGAUUUUCAUACUGGCCCCAAAGUUGUUGUGUGCGACUUUUACUUGUGGAUUUUAAGAUACAAAGGAGAUGAAGCUUUUCUGAAAUAUAAACAGUGGAAGGAUUAUGCCCUCAAGAACUGUUCUGUAGCUUUUGUUGAUGGCCUAGGACAGAAAUGUAUUCAGAUGUUGAUGGGGAAAGUGUAGUCUUUUUUUUCUGGUAAUGAAAUGUUUUAAAUGGCUUCACUGAAGAUAACUUGGAAAAUUCUAUUGAUUUUUCAUCGACAGGGCCUAAGUGUUCUAAUUUUUAGAACCUUCAUGUACUGAGAGCUGGUAAUAAUUUUUAUUUUGUGGUACCUUUUGGCCUGAGAUGUGGUUUUUGUACGGACAUAGACUGUACUGGCUUCCCUUUAAGUAAGUGAAAGGAAAUAAAUUUAUAGACAUCUGCAUUUUUUAGAUACCUGUAGCUUGGAUACUGUUCAGCAAAAGCAGAAAAGAAUAUUUAAGGAAUGCUGGUUUUAUCCAUUGAGCAGUACUUGAGAAUAUUAGUGUGAAAAUUGAUUUUGUUCAUCUUGUGAACUACCAACUCUCUGCUGCUUGCUCUCAAAUUUUAAAUAGCAGAGUUUAUCUUCAAGCACCUAACAGUUGUAUUUUGUACAUGCAAUGUGUGCUUCCUAAAUUCUGAAAAUCAAUGUUCAUAUAAUGCUGGAAAAAAUAAAGUUGCAAGAAUUGGGGGGGAAAUGCCCAAGAAAUUUGUUAACCCCCUGUGCAUAAGGCAUAAAAAGGGCACACCGAGCUCUCUUUUGAAGAACGUUGAUGCUCACUAAAACUGAUGGAACUCAAAUUGGUCAUGACUAACUUGUUCCGCUAGUUUUAAUGUAAUGUAAGCAUGAUUAAUUUUUUCUGUAUAGAGAUUUAAAUGCCUAGUGUUGCAUUGGAAAUCCUAAGUAAGCUUGAGGCUCAGUUCAUCAAAUGCUGUAUUCCAUGGAAACAAAAGGUAUGUGCAUGAGCUCUGCUUGUUGGUUACUGAAAGCGAGUGUGGCAAGGACUAGUGACACUUGCAAAAUAAGAUAAAGAUCAUCCUUUGAACUACAAAGUUCUGCUAUGUGAGUUCAGUAGGAUCAGCAUUGGAGCCCUUGCACCAAAUCCUGUUUCUGUGUGUGUAGAAGUAAGCUUAAUUGAUUUCCAGGGAAUUCAUGUAAGCGUACUUAAAGUUUGGGAAUUACUGAAAAUACUUACCAAGGCAGUGCUGUCCCAAAGUAAACAGCAAGUGGUUAAAGGAACUUUUUGAAAUAAAAACUAUUCUUUGUUUUGGUGGAGUUUGUUCUGUGAAAUAGUAUUCUUAAAUGAGGGUUGGAAAACUUUUGUUUCCUAAUUGGUUAGCCCACUCAACAUUUUGGACCUUAAUACCCAUUUUAAUAAAUUGCAGAACAGUGUCAUAGAAAACCUGUCAUAGUAGAAGGGGCCCUUUAGCUCAGGUUUAUGGUAUGAUAAUGGCAGGGUUAGAAACACAUUGCUCUACCUCUGCUUUUUUUCCCCUUGCAAGGGGACUGGGAAAAGAACAGAAAUUGAGACUGCAAUUGUUCCUAUGUUUUAAUAAACCAUUUGAUUGUGCGUUUAAUUUUAUUUUUAAGCUGGCACUUAUUGUAAAGUGUUGCUGGAUCUUCUCCAAUGCUUGUAGUUUCCAUGUCCCUCUUCUGAUGCCUUUUUGUACACAUGCUAAACAUUUUUUAAAAAUUAAAAUUUGUUUUCAAAAAUUGG
Molecule: messenger RNA, 2719 nt
Organism: Rhineura floridana
Lineage: Eukaryota; Metazoa; Chordata; Lepidosauria; Squamata; Rhineuridae
Gene: SUMO1
Product: small ubiquitin like modifier 1
Exons: 5
Coding region: 342-647 (101 amino acids)
Biological process (GO): protein sumoylation
Cellular component (GO): nucleus; PML body
Molecular function (GO): protein tag activity; ubiquitin-like protein ligase binding
Source: RefSeq, a predicted model, not a curated record